AUGAGUGAGGUUGGUGGUUAUGGUUAUGGUUAUGGUUAUGGUUUUGGUUCGGUUGUGGUUGUGGUUGUGAUGGUGAUGGUGGUUGUUGUGGUGGUAGUGUGUACUAAGAAGGAUUGUAUUAUGGUGGAUAGGUAUGGAGUACGGAGGGUUGAAUAG
Sclerotinia sclerotiorum 1980 UF-70 is the source of this 156-nucleotide messenger RNA. RefSeq lists its product with no specific name. The transcript has a single exon. Bases 1 to 156 code for a protein of 51 amino acids. The record is from RefSeq and is a predicted model, not a curated record. Lineage: Eukaryota; Fungi; Ascomycota; Leotiomycetes; Helotiales; Sclerotiniaceae.